Phasianus colchicus (ring-necked pheasant) is the source of this 8974-nucleotide messenger RNA. The record is from RefSeq and is a predicted model, not a curated record. NCBI's taxonomy places the organism in Eukaryota, Metazoa, Chordata, Aves, Galliformes, Phasianidae.
CCUCACUGCGGCCUGCCAGUGUUUAUAGGGUGACUAUAAGCAGGAGAGAAAUCAGAUUUUUUACAUAGAUAGUGUUAGGGCAGGGGGGAAUAGAAGGAGGAUUUAGGUAGGAUGUCAGGGGAAGUUUUUCCCUGAGAGGGCAGUGAGGCCCUGGCGUAGGCUGCUCUGAGAGGCUGUAGAUGCCUCAGCCUGGGAGGUGCUCAAGGCCAGGUUGGAUGGGCAGCCUGAUCUGACACUUGAUUUAGCAAUUUGCAGUCCUCCCUAUGGCAUGAGGGUUAGAAAUAGGUGAUCUUUGAGGUCUCCUCCAGCCUAAGCCAUUCUGUGAAACUUGGCUGGACCAGAAGGCCUUGGGCUCUGCUAUGGCAUCCAGAGCAAGUUCACAGAUUUCUGGAAUGGUGUGAAGGCCUCUACGUUCUCUGCCUCCUGAAGAAAUGAAAUAUAUGUACUUUCUUCUGUGAGUCCUAUGUCACUGCUUGCUUUACUGAUCUGUCCAAUUGCUUUGUAAGUCUUGGAGCGUGUCCAUCUCUUGUAUAGAUGAAUAGAGAGAGAAAGCUGGCUUCCGAGCUUUGUUUUUUAAGGCAAAUCUUUAGCAAUGGAAGGAUGGAGUAAGGAUGGAAGUCCUUACUUCCUGCUUUCCACACAAGCCAGUUUGUGGAAGGUUUGGGCAGAAUUUCUUCAGUGUACUUUUUCUGUUUUCUAUCUAAGAGAAGCUUAGAGAAAGUAGUCUCUUGAUGGACUCAGAGAUGCAUGCAGAGCCUAAAAAUGCAGAGUUUUUUCCAAGAAAACCUUAUUUUGUAAUGCUGCAGAUACCUCAGUUUUGUUUUGUCUUGUGUUUUAACAUUCUAAUUCAUCCAGAGAUGUGAUUAGGUAUGCGGGGGUCAGAAGGGAAUGGUCAAAAGUGAUUGGCAAACUGAUUUUUUUUUCAGCAUAUAAAACUUGGGUGUUCCCUGUUACAGAAUGAAAUGUCUGCCUCACGUAGGGAUGCGUGUGCCAGAAAUCUCAGCAGCUGAGCGAUACCUAGCUCUUGCCCAACUCACGUGUGUUUUCCCACCCAAAGAAAAGGGAAGCUUCAGAUCCACACUCUUUGCCAACUAUAAUAAUCUAUGCUGUUUCUAAACUCAUUAUCGGCUGCUGAUGAUUGGAAGCAGAUGGAUAAUCUUCUGGGUUUUGGGGACUUAACUCAAGGCACAGUUGCCUUACCUUGCUGAGGAGUGUGACUUGUAAAUUGCUGCAGAGCCCUUUAUGGACAUUCAUAUUUGUGGUUUAAUUUAAGAAUGAGAACAAGUUAAGCUAAACCACAGCAAGCCACUUUUAAGCCAAGUAAAUCUCCAUAGAGUGUUUUGGAGUAGGUUAACCUAAGCAACACCUCCAAGGCUUGUCUAUAGGCAUGACUGAGCUAAUGCUCUAGGACCAGCAUGCCUUCCUGUUCUGUGCUGUAGUGAUUUCUCCUGGCCCACUUCUAGAAAUUGUAACUCCACCUGCAGACUGCUGGUGCUGGGAACAUUUUGUUUGGUUUCUGAGUGAUGUUUGACGAACUUUGUUAUUUGUGACUGAGUUUAUUUAAAAAAAAAAAAAAAAAAAAAAAAAAGCAGUCUGAAAUCAGUGACUUCCAGACUUUUAGGAAGGUAUCAAACAGCUGCUUUUCUCCCUCUGCCUUGUCCAGGCUCUGUUCUCCGCCUGCACCUCUACUCCCAGCUCUGCCCCCUUCUUUUGGGCUCUUGCCACCCCUUCCAUCUCCCACACUUGCUGCUGGCUUUGGCAGUGCUGAUGCAGCCCAAAUCAAGUGAGUGUGGCAGGAGUUGCUGUGCCUGUGUGUGCUCCUUGCCAUGCAGGAACUGGUGCUCCUGGACUUUUUUCCUCCCUGUAUAUAUCAGCUCAUAUAAAUGCGGUUUUAAAAUGAAAUGUCUUAAAAUAAUAGCUUAUUAAAUGUUCAGGAAGUCUGUAUAUUGCACCAAUGUUUUGGUUAGAUGUGCAGGCAAAUCCAGUAUUCCUUACAGUAAUGAAAUGUGCAAGUGAUUCUGUGCUGUCAGUUUUCAUCAUGGAUCUGCUCAGAGCUUGAUUAUUGUUGUUGCAGGUCUCUGUGGCCAGUGUUUAAGCCCCGCUCCUUUCUGGAAGGCUUGUGAGGAGAGCUGUCUGGGAAUGUCAUUUCUUGUUAUGAUUUGGAUACAAUCCUUUACUCUGUCUGUGGGCAGUUUUGCCUGGUGGCAUCAUUACCUAAUUAAGGAUUGCUUCCUGAAUCAGAUAACCCCUGCUUGGUUUACAGUGCUUUGAGCUGUUGUACUGAAAUAUUUACUGUAGACUUGUAUUAUUUAAAUUGCCCUGGGUAGGAAGUCAUCUCACCUUUCAGGUUUAUUUCUUACAGGUCACCCGUUUACUUCCUGCUUUCUUCCUCGAAGCAGGAUGGAAUUCUUCACAUGCAACAAUCUCUUGAGAAAUCAGCAGUCACUGUUGCUUUUUAGCUCUCCUUUCCUUCCCCACCCCUCCCUACACACAUUCCCCUCCCCCCACAAACAUCCCCUCCCCCCAAAAAAAAGCCUAAAACAACCACAAAUGCAGUAAUGCAUUUCAGAAUCUUUUCUGUUGAGGUUUAUGAUGACAGUUAUUCUUGGAGCUGUAAGGUAUGGGUGAAAGAAUGUCCUCUACAUGGACUUGAUGGACCAGGGUUGGUGAGGUGCUGCUGUCUCCCACUGCUUUUCUUGCAAUGCCUUGAACAACUCUGGAGGGGACAAGUUGUGUGAGACAGGAUUUGAAUAGCUCCUGUCACUUGUCAACUGUCUCUGCAUCUCAAGGGUGAGGACAAGGCAGCAGUUAAAAACUAAAGCUAGUAAGAGACCCUUGAUUGUGUGAAAAUAGCCUGGUGGCUGCAGCUUGAAUUGAUACCAGCUGUUGGUGGGCCUGCAGAAGACAGAAUGUCAUUUCCCCUUCCCUAGGGAGCUUUCUUGGCCUGAAUACCUUUGUGCUAAGGAAGCUAGGCCCCACGGAGCUGGUAUCUUUUGUAUAAACAGUCAGUCUUGGAGCAGUUGAAAUAGAGGCUGAAGUGUCUGCAGCAGAUGUCCUUAGAUGUGUUAAUGUUUUGGGUACUUUUGGUUUUUAUUUUUGACUUGCUUGCAUCAACACCUUAUGAGGUUUGUGCUUGAGAGAAAUAUACCUGACAAAGUAUUUUGUUUUUAAUUGUAGCUUUCACUAUGGGGGACAUGAAAACCCCAGACUUUGAUGACCUCUUGGCUGCUUUUGACAUCCCUGAUCCAACUAGCCUUGAUGCCAAGGAGACCAUUCCAUCAGCUGGGGAGGAGAACGAGAAUCACCUGAAGUCAUCAGGAAUCUGCGUAGAUGAGAACGUGUCCUUAUCCCACUCCUUGCCCCCCUCCGAUGCUCCUGUUGUGAGUGUUAUUGUGAAGAACACGAGUCGCCAGGAGUCCUUUGAGGCGGAAAAGGAGGGGAAUCACCUUGGGACUGGACUGCUACACAAUGGGUUUCGUGGGUCUGAUCUGCCAUCAGAGGCUCAUGCUUUGGUGCAUAAUUAUGGGAAGUUUGAGUCAACUUUUAUUAAUGGUGAUAGCUCAAGAAGUUACUCUGAAAAACUGGACCAGUCCAAGUCAGAGCCUCUGCCAACUUUUAGUCAGUUUAGCCCCAUUUCCAGCCCUGAGCCAGAGGAUACAUUCAAAGAGAAUAGUAUUGGUGAUAAACCCAAACAUGCUCAAACUCUGUAUUUUCCACCUCCUUCAGUGUAUAUGCCAACAGGAGCUUCAGUAUUGGAUCACUUCAGGAAGGUACCAGAGCCUGAAUUAAGCAUGUUUGAUCAAUAUUGUAAAAAGGAACAAAAGAUGGAGAUCCACUUCCAGCCAGAGAGCAGGCUGGAAAUGAGCAGGAGAGAGCAAGACAAAGCAACUGAGAGGUUUGUGGAGUCAGGAAAGGACUUGGUAGAUACCAGUAGCUUCCUUGGGGAAGGCUUGGUGUUUGGAGAGCUCCCUCACAGUAAUUUAGGAGAAGAUAAAGGGUCUGUGCCUGAGCUGAACUUGUCUUCAUCAGUACCACCUCGCCAGAGGUUAAAGCCAACUCACUCAAAGCUGUCAUCCUGCGUGGCUGCGUUGGUAGCUCUUCAGGCCAAAAAGGUUGCGUGUAUUCCCAAAGGCGAUCAGUCAAACCUUAUAAAGGAACCUGGUUCUUUUAAAGAUGGGACAAAGGGAAGUCCAAAAAUGCCCAAGUCACCAAAGAGUCCACGGAGCCCCUUAGAGGUAGUGAGGAAGGCCAGCAAGCAGCCUGAGAGCCCUCGAAGUGUGUGCAGUGACAGCAGUGGGAAAGGCUCUCCUUCCAUGGCAGCCAGCUCUCCACCAGCUAUUCCCAAAGUUAGAAUCAAGACUAUCAAGACAUCCUCGGGUGAAAUUAAAAGAACUGUAACUAGAAUUUUGCCAGAAAGUGAUGAGUUGGGCAAGUCUUUGGAAGAAUCACCUUUGGAAACCUCAUCUGCUGAAGAGUUUAUCAAAUCUUUCCCUUCCCCUGACACUAGUGCAGCUACGGAAAGCGAGGUUAGCAAAAAUUCAACCAAAAAUGGGGCUGCCGUAGCUAUCCAGCUGUCGAACAUAGUGAACCCUUACGCAGAUGGCUUGAAAGCAGAUCUUGCUGCAAAUACUGCAUCUCUUGUGUCUUUAUCACCGCUGCCAAACUGCGGUGGUGGUGCCAUAAAAGUUGGUGUUGCGGGGCAGCAGCUGAACAAGAAGCAGCACCAGCAGCAGGGUAUCAUGGUGCAGCCAUCCAACGUGACCACCUCUUCCAGCCUCCUUCCCAAAGCUGUGCACUUGGCAAAUCUCAAUUUAGUUCCCCACAGUGUUGCUGCUUCUGUUACAGCGAAGUCAUCUGCGCAGAGGCGAAAUCAGCCUCAGGUGACGCAGAUGUCUGUGCCACUGGUGCAUCAAGUAAAGAAAGCUGCUCCUGUCAUCGUGGAAGCAUUCAACAAAGUGCUACACAGUGCCAAUCCCGUGCCAAUAUAUACUCCAAACCUUAGCCCUCCACCUGACACCAGUAUUAAUUUACCAGCCUCUGGAUACUGUUGCCUGGAAUGUGGGGAUUCAUUUGCCUUAGAGAAAAGCCUGACUCAACACUAUAGUAGGCGAAGCGUUCAUAUUGAAGUUAUGUGCACUCAGUGUUCAACUAUGCUCCUUUUUUUUAAUAAAUGUAGCUUGCUUAAACAUGCAAGAGAUCACAAGAGCAAAGGCUUUAUCAUGCAGUGUUCUCAGCUGGUGAUGAAACCAAUUUCCUUAGACCAAAUGUUUUCACCUUCUGCGAGCUCUUCAGCAUCUUCCACUCCUCAGACUUUGCACUUAUCCUCUCCUUCACGUAAACCCAAUGCUACUUCAGGAAAUGGGGUAGGAAUUUCUACUAACACACAGCCAGCCUUGCCUCUCUACCCGGACCCACAGAGACUAAUCCGUCAUGGACUUAAGUGUUUAGAAUGUAACAAGCAGGCGCUGGAUUAUGUUGCUUUAGCAGCUCAUUACCAGAGAACCUCUGAAGAUAAUGAGAGACUGACGUGUCAGGUGUGCCAGAUGAUGCUGCCCAACCAGUGCAGCUACUGUGCCCACCAGAGGAUCCACGCUCACAAGUCGCCGUACUGCUGCCCCGAGUGCGGGGCUGUGUGUCGCUCCGCCUAUUUCCAAACCCACGUCAAAGAGAACUGCCUGCAUUACUCCCGCAAAGUCGGCUUCAGGUGCAUCCACUGUGGGGUUGUCUUCAUGACCCUGGCAUUACUGAGAGCGCACAUUCACGAGAAGCACUGCGAAGUCUUCCACAAGUGUUCUUUUUGCCCAAUGGCCUUCAAAUCAGCAGACAGCACCAUGGCUCACGUGACCAGCCAGCACCCAGCAGAGCCUCACAAGACUACUCAGGUGAUCUACAAAUGUUCUUGUGAGACUGUCUUUAACAAGAAGAAGCUGCUCCAAGAGCACUUCCAGCAGAAUACCAGCAAGUUGUUUGUGGGCGUGUUUAAGUGUCCACAGUGUCAGCUGGUGUAUAUGCAGAAACAGCAGUUAAUGCAGCACGUUAAGGGUGUUCAUGGAGUCUCCCAAAAUCCUGAGGAGCUCUUAAACUUUCGACAGAAGUCUGAGAGGAUGUCAAAGAACCAGGUUCAUAACCCACCAAAGGAGCUGUUGGUAGCCAAUGGGACUUCCCACUCACCUCUGUCAAGGAAAGACAUGAGGGUGGAAGGACACAAUCCCGAAUCCAAGUCCAGGCUGAGAAGAACUGGUUGGACUUGCAAGGAAUGUUCACAGUGGAUCCCUGAUCGGGAAACCUACGUGUCCCACAUGAAGAGAAGUCAUGGAAGGGCUAUGAAGAGAUAUCCCUGUCGACAGUGUGAACGCUCUUUUAACGCCUCCAACAGUCUGCGUAGACACAUCCGCAACAAUCACGAUACAGCAAAGAAAGUUUACACUUGCUGGUACUGCACAGAUGAAAAUCAGACAUUUCCUCAGCCGUUCAUGUUGGAGAAUCACAUCAGUCUCAUGCACGGCAUCAAAAACCCAGACUUGUCCCAGAUGGCCAAAGCAACAGCUCCAGAGAGAGAGAUAGCAGAAGCAAGAUCUCCAAAGAGGAUGGCGACGAACGAGCUGGGUCAGGCAGAGACCGCUGCAGGUUCAGACACACCGCCGGCCAAAAAACUGAAAGCGCAUUGGAAAUGUGCAAAAUGUGGAUUUGCAACAGACAUCAGUACUGAGUUUCAGGAGCACAUACCUCAGCACAAGACAGACAGCUCCACGUAUCAGUGCUUGUUCUGCGGCUUGUGUUACACAUCUCAAAUCUCUCUGAACAGACACCUCUUCAUUGUUCACAAAGUAAAAGAUGAGGAGGAAGAGGAGGAAGAAGAGGAGGAGGAGGAGGGAGAGGAGGAGAAGCUACAAGCGGAGAUGAAUGAGAAUGGACACGAAGGGUAUAAUGGUGAGAUGAACACUAUGGUGGAAGAAGAAAGCCUGGAAUGCAAAGAGUGCAAAACUGACUCAGCUCUUUGUGAGCACAGGCAGACGUGUUGUGUGGAGGGUCCUCGUAGCACCUCUCAGAACAAUCAUUCGAAGUCUAUUAAGACUUAAAAGCAAAACAAAAACUUUUUGCUCUGUUGGGGCUUUUUCUUUGGGGGUUUUUACUCAAAAUACUCGGUGGGGAUGGGGCAAAUCAUUGAAAUGUUCUGUUGAUUUCUUGGGAUAGACGUUGCUUUCCGUUAACUUCCAUUUGUAAGGGAAAUUUGGAAAAGAAAAAUACCCUGCCAUUACAUCCUGAGCACUAACUCUCUGCCAGCUCAGAGAGUUGAAAAGGGAAAGCAGGGCGAGAAUCCUCCCUGGAGCUUGUCCAGCUCCUGAGGGUCAAGGAGCACUUUCUGCAGCUGCAGUUCCCUGAAGAUGAGCUUUCCUCCCUUGAGUGCACUGCUUCAGCCUCUGCCCACAGACUCAGCCUUGCCUUCCCCAUCUCCCUUUCUGUCUCCUUCUAUUUAUGACUUACUUUUCCCAUUCUGCCUUUGUUUCAUUCAUGUUAAUUCAUAAUGCUGUCUCAGCAAAGCGCGUGUGUUAGGGUUGUGCUGGCCGAUCCAAGAUUGUCUGUGUUUAAUGGGACAGGCCUGAGUUGUACUCAAGCUUGCAUUUAAUUUACUACUUUAGUAACAGUCAUGUUUUCCGAAAGGUAAUUUAAUGAAGCAUCGUGAUUCUUAAUCACCCGGAAACAGAAUUUUGUAGCCCCUUUUGGGAGAGCACAACCACCAUGACGGAGGUGGGUGGGUACAGCACUUCUCUCUGCAUUAGGGCAUCACGGUCCAAAAACAAGAACUUCUCACCAAGGCCUGUAGGGUCCUGGCAGGGAGGUGAUGGGGUCCCACAAGGCUGGUGGGGCUGGAAAGCUGCUGUCCCAGUGGCAGCGCUGCUGCCCUCCUGCCUCAGCUUUCCAUAUUCCUUUGGAGACGUUUAUGUCCACGUAGUCAUAUUGACUCUGUCCGUGCCGUUUCCUCAUCGUUCCCCCAACACACCUUUCAUGUAAUAUAAUUAUCUUCCAUACUUUUUUUUUAUGUUGAGCCAGAAUCCCGCUAGUUAUUGUUUACUAUGACAAUGUUUAAAUAAUUUAAGAACUAUUUAUCUUAUUGCAUAUGAAUUGCUCACUUUCUUGUCUCAAUGUGUUUUGAUACAAACAGUUUGGACUCUUUGUAUUUUUUGAUACUGUGUACAUUAGCCUAGGGAAUGUUUUACAAGGUAGCCUAUGUAGAGUAACAAUAGCAGGGGGCACUCCCAAGCCAUCAUAUAUCUAUUUAAUCUGCAGUGGCAUUUGUGCCUUGCUAUAAUGUUUACUUCAAAGUAUUUCAAAUAAAAGCAUCCAACAGUACUCCUGGUGCUGCGUGCUUGCCGAGGGACGGGAGGUGACUGGAGCUGAAAGGACAGCCGAGCUGGCACGGGUAGGGACACAGCACAGGGGCUCCUGCCUGCCAUCUCCUCCCUGUCACCACCCGUCCCCUCCUCCUGCCAGCAUCUCCUUCCUGUCCCCUCCAUCUCCUUGCCGUCAUCUUCUGACCCUUCCAAGUGGGCUGCGUUGGUUCUGUUGAAGGGGCCUGCAGGGCCGGAGGAGGGCUAUGAAGACGGGCUGAGGAGCUGGGGGCGUUCAGCCCGGGGAAGAAAAGGCUGCGGGGAGCCUCGUUGCGGCCUUCCAGGACUGGAGGGGAGCUCACAAACAAACAGGAGGAGAGCAGCUUUGUACGCAGGCAGACAGCAAUAACGGGACGAGCGGGAACGGCUUUAAACGAACAGAGAGGACGCUGAGGUGCGGUGUGAGGAGAACACCGUGACACAGAGGCGGCGAGGCGCCGGCACCGCUGCCCAGAGCUGUGCUGCCCCGUCCCUGCGGUGCCGAGGACACGGGCGGGCCCCGGGCAGCCCGCGGCAGGGCCGGGAUCCCAUGAUUCUCCGGUCCCCCCUCCCACCAUCACCCCCCGUCGGUUCCGUCCCCGCUC